This is a messenger RNA of Lentinula edodes (shiitake mushroom), 2023 nucleotides long. Its product is annotated as ketopantoate reductase-like protein. Bases 173 to 1546 code for a protein of 457 amino acids. Gene Ontology annotation, molecular function: NADP binding; 2-dehydropantoate 2-reductase activity. Gene Ontology annotation, biological process: pantothenate biosynthetic process. The record is from RefSeq and is a predicted model, not a curated record. NCBI's taxonomy places the organism in Eukaryota, Fungi, Basidiomycota, Agaricomycetes, Agaricales, Omphalotaceae. The transcript has 2 exons. Gene Ontology annotation, cellular component: mitochondrion; cytoplasm.
GGGAUUGUACCGGAAUAUGCCGUGCCGAAGCUCCGUUAUUUCCACUUCAUUCUCUUCCUGUUCUCUUCUGGCAGUGACUUCUGUCAUCUUCAGCUCCAGCAGCGAACUCUGAAUAUUGAAUACCUGGCAGUACUGGUAUUGAUGUGUUCAGCAGUUUUCUGACUACUGUGAUAUGCGAUUCCAUGUUGUUGGACUCGGUGCUGUUGGGACCCUCAUUGCAAAUCACCUCCGUCGAUCUCUCCCUGAAGGACAUUCUGUCUCCCUUAUUCACAAAAAUGUUAAUAGAGCCAGGCAAGCUCUGUGGCACAACUCCAUAGCCCUGGAGGAGAAUGGAUUGCCUUUUGUCUUGAAAAAUUUCACCCAUGGAACUGCCGACGUCGACGUCGUUUCCGCCACAGCGAAAUUGCCGAACGUCACCUCCGACUCGCGCUAUAUAGAGUCCCUCUUCGUUACUCUCAAAGCACAUCAAACUCUCCCUGCUAUACGCAGAAUUGCUGGUAGACUUUCGCCCAACUCCACCAUUGUCCUCCUGCAAAACGGCAUGGGUGUUUACGAACGACUCUUGCAAGAAGUCUUCGUAAACCCAAAGCAGCGUCCUCACUUCAUCCUUGCCUCCAACACACAUGGGGUCUACUCUAGAGGACUUCUUGAUGUUGUCCAUACCGGACGAGGUGAAAUACGGUUCGGAAUCGUUCCAGAUUUCGAAGGUCGAAAUUUUGAAACAUCUCUUCACGAUCUGUCAAAGCCUUUAGAAGAGAGACGCGGAGAUCUGGGAGAUAUCACGCAGUCUGAAAAGCUCGAUCCCAUGUUCGGACGCUAUAGGAGCUUGCGGAACACUGUCGCCGCCCUUCAACUUAUGGAGGCUCUUAAUCCGACCUGGUUGACGAUGGAGGAAAUGCAGAUUGCGAUGCGACGCAAACUGGCCGUCAACGCGGUAAUUAAUCCACUCACUGCCCUAAUGGGAUGCAAAAAUGGAGAGAUAUUUCAAACAAGAGAAGCGCAUUCCAUGCUUUUCAGAAUCUGUCAAGAGGCAUCCGAUGUUUUCAAGGCCGAAAUGGUCGCGGAGGCCAAAGGUUUUAUGAAUAUAGCUGAUACGGAAGCGGGUGUGGAUGUUCUCCUAGACCGCAUCCCCGAGGUACUCACUAGGGAAAGCUUAAUGCAGGAGUGUUUACGUGUAGCAAAGGCUACAAAGAACAACAUCUCUUCCAUGCUCGCUGAUAUACGGUCUGGCGCUUCUUCUGGCACAGAGAUCGAUUAUAUCAACGGCCGUCUCAUCGAGUUAGGCCACGCGUACAACGUGCCUGUACCUGUUAAUACCGCCCUCGCGCGUUUGGUUAGGAUGAGAAGUAAACUCCAUUCGAGUCAAUGGCACAUUCUUGAAAAUAUAGUUCAAAUCCCACUUCGCGAGCGUUGUCAUCGCUUUCUACCGAAGUCCAGCCCACCCCAUUGCUUUUCUUGCUUCACCGAAUCUGCUCAGAUUCUUUCUGCAUUCGACGGUGGUCCAAAACUUUCUCGUACGCCCACUGAGGGUACAAUCUCUUCCUGACGAUUGAUCUAACAUUGGACGCCGCAUCCCGAACAUCGAUUCUUUGUUCCACAAUUGCGAUUCACGCUGCUUUGGACGUACCAAAUCCCUCAUUUGUAACAACAACGGCCCCGCUGAUCUGUGUCAGCUACUGGUGGGCGCGCGAGGCUCGAUGAUAUGUCGGAGGCGGUAUUGUAGACGUACUCGACCUACGGCGCAAUCGAGGUCUAUGAUUUUCGUUGUGACAUCAACGACGAACACCAUGUAUACUGUACAUAUGGGAAUGCGGUGAAAGAUGAGAUUUGAGCAUGGAGCGAGAUGGAUUUAACGCGUCGACAGUGCGUGUUGCACAAGUAGCCACUGUUGUUAUUCCAAAAGCUAGGUUGUAAAUGCAUAUUGUCAAGAUUUGUAGCGUCUCCCUUAUUCCAAUAUGUAACUUAUUUCGAAAACAGUAAGAAUAUUCUCAAUUGCACUGCAUAAGCAAUGCUUCAAAAGCUG